Molecule: messenger RNA, 1026 nt
Organism: Trichechus manatus latirostris (Florida manatee)
Lineage: Eukaryota; Metazoa; Chordata; Mammalia; Sirenia; Trichechidae
Gene: SHD
Product: Src homology 2 domain containing transforming protein D
Exons: 6
Coding region: 1-1026 (341 amino acids)
Molecular function (GO): phosphotyrosine residue binding
Source: RefSeq, a predicted model, not a curated record
AUGGCCAAGUGGCUCCGGGACUACCUGAGCUUCGGAGGCCGGCGACCCCCUCCGCAGCCUCCCACCCCCGACUACUCGGAGAGCGACAUCCUGAGAGCCUACCGCGCGCAGAAGAAUCUAGACUUCGAGGACCCGUAUGAGGACGCCGACAGCCGCCUGGAGCCGGACCCCGCCGGCCCCGGGGACCCCAAGGGCCCCGGAGACACCAAGAACGAUUCUCCCAAGCACCGGCUCAUCAAGGUGGAGGCCGCAGCUAUGACCAAGGCCAAGGCCCUGCUGGGCAGCCCUGGGGAACAGCCGGAAGCUGACACCGAAUAUUCAGACCCUUUUGAUGCCCAGCCUCAUCCGCCACCCCCAGAUGAUGGUUACAUGGAGCCCUACGAUGCCCAGUGGGUCGUAAGCGAACUGCCUGGCAGGGGGGUGCAGCUGUAUGACACUCCCUAUGAGGAGCAGGAACAAGAGCCAGGGGGCGACCCCCCUCCCGGGGGACAGAAACCUCGACAGAGCCGUCUGCCCCAGGAAGAUGAACGGCCAGCGGAUGAGUAUGACCAGCCCUGGGAGUGGAAGAAAGACCACAUCUCCAGGGCUUUUGCAGUGCAGUUUGACUGUCCUGAGUGGGAAAGGACCCCGGGUUUGGCCAAGGAGCUCCGGAGACCCCAGCCCAGGAGCCCCCAGCCUGCAGAGCGCGUGGACCCGGCCCUGCCCCUGGAGAAACAACCGUGGUUUCAUGGCCCGCUGAGCCGGGCGGAUGCUGAGAACCUGCUCUCCCUUUGCAAAGAAGGCAGCUACCUAGUGCGACUCAGUGAGACCAGCCCCCAGGACUGCUCCCUGUCGCUCAGGAGCAGCCAGGGUUUCCUGCAUCUGAAGUUCGCGCGGACCUGCGAGAACCAGGUCGUGCUGGGCCAGCACAGCGGCCCCUUCCCCAGUGUGCCCGAGCUGGUCCUCCACUACAGCUCACGCCUACUGCCUGUGCAGGGCGCCGAGCACCUGGCCCUGCUCUACCCGGUCACCACCCAGAACCCCUGA